Molecule: messenger RNA, 3188 nt
Organism: Aethina tumida (small hive beetle)
Lineage: Eukaryota; Metazoa; Arthropoda; Insecta; Coleoptera; Nitidulidae
Product: m7GpppN-mRNA hydrolase
Exons: 3
Coding region: 141-1160 (339 amino acids)
Biological process (GO): deadenylation-dependent decapping of nuclear-transcribed mRNA; nuclear-transcribed mRNA catabolic process, nonsense-mediated decay
Cellular component (GO): cytoplasm; P-body
Molecular function (GO): manganese ion binding; RNA binding; 5'-(N(7)-methylguanosine 5'-triphospho)-[mRNA] hydrolase activity
Source: RefSeq, a predicted model, not a curated record
UUCACAACAAUCAACAAAUAUGUCGGACGAGAAAUUAAAAAAUAAAACGCAAAAGCCUACAAGUUUAUUAUACACGUAGUUUUUAAGGUUUAAAGGUGUUUCUCUCUUUUAAAUACAUGUGAUUCGUUGGUGAUAAAAUAAUGACUGAUCCGGAAGAUACUCAACUGAGAACGGUGGAACAUUCGAUUCCAAUUGAUAUUCUCAAUGACCUCUUGACGAGAUUUUUGAUUUUCGUGCCAGAAUCCGCUAAGAAAGACUUAAUACGCAUUUGCUUCCAAAUUGAAGCUGCCCAUUGGUUCUACUUGGACUUUUAUGUAAACAAUGAUCCUCAAUUGAAAACAUGCACCAUCUAUGAGUUUGCUGCACAUGUAUUCCAGCAUAUACCAUACCUGCAAAAGGAGAUACCCAAACUUCCAGAAAUAUUGGCUAAUUGGAAGGAGUACAAGCAAAGUGUGCCCACAUAUGGGGCAAUAAUACUAUCAGAGGGCAUGACUCAUGUCCUUCUUGUCCAGAGUUACUGGGCAAAAUCUUCUUGGGGUUUUCCUAAAGGCAAGGUAAAUGAAGAAGAGGAUCCGGCCCAUUGCGCCGCAAGAGAAGUGUUAGAAGAAACGGGUUUUGACAUUUCCAACCUCAUCGAUCCAAACGAGUUUUUAGAAUCCGUUAUAAACGAUCAGUUGGUUCGUUUGUACAUCGUAAGAAAUGUACCCAUGUCGACCAAGUUUCAACCAAAAACUCGUUGCGAGAUCAAGGCAUGUUCGUGGUUUGCUAUCGGCGAUUUGCCGAACAACAAGAAAGACGCCACGCCAAAACUAAAAAUAGGCGUCAGUCCGAACGCAUUCUUCAUGGUACUGCCGUUCGUUAAACGUAUCAAAGCACUGUGCAACAGUGGCAGCAUCACCAAACGACAACGGCACAAGUCGGCCAGCAUAAGCGAGGGUGAGUAUAGCACGGCCAAAAAUAAAACGAACAAUGUCAAGAAUGGUAAGUGCGAAACUGAUGAAGUCAAGCAUAACAAAAAGCGACAGGACAAGAACAACAGCAGACAAUACACGAAGAGACAACUGUUUCCCGAAAAGGACCGGACUGCCGCCGAAUUUUGCGCACCUUCUUGGUUAAAUUUUAAGUUUGAUAAAACCGCGAUCAUGGAGUGCAUGCCGUAAUUAAUGCUGCGGCGCGUUUUAAACUCCUGUACAAAUCAUCGUUUUGCAAUAUUUUGUAAUUGUGAUUCUAAUGCACCAAGUAAUUUACAAUGGCACACGACAAUACCGUAUUGGUAGCAAUAGUUACCAUAUUAAUAUAUACAAAUUAAGUAGAAACUUCUUAAACCAUUUUUAUUUUAUAUUUUUACAUUUUAUAUAUCCACGUACUUUUUUAUUUUAUGUUAUACACAUUUAAGCAAUUUUAUCUAUUGUAAAGUUGUGAAUUAAUUGGUGGAUUGUUAUUGUCAUUUUUGACAUUAAAACGAACCGUACAAGUUUUAUCACUGACAUCAUUUGUCGACUUGGAAGACUUGCGAUUAUUAUUUAAAAAAGCAGUCUUCCUAAUGUUCGCAUACGUAAUACCAACGAAUGUUGGCUUUGAACAUUUCUUGAACGUUUACUAUUGUUAAUUGUAUAUUUUUUUAAAAUGUUUUUUAUUAUGUUUUUCCCCAAUUUCUAGUCUCUACCUGGAAUAUUUGCCAUCUAAAAUUGGUUGAUUUUGUGAUAUAGGUUUGAUUAAAGAUGCAGACAUGUUUUUAGUGCGUCUUAAGCUAGAAUUAAUAUUAAUUUUGAACUGUUUUGAAGAAAUAAGAAUGAUUUAUGUUCUAAACGUUUUUAAUUUUUGACGUAAUUUCUUUUUAUUUUUUUCUCGCAAUUGUUUAAUAGAGCACACGUAAUAAGUUUACCAAAUUGGAAAUUUAAGGUGUAAGACACGUUGCAUUUAAAAAUAAUCCUUUAAUUUAAACCUCAAUUUUUUUUAAAUUUUAACAAUUUUCUUUGUUUCUGUUUCAAUGUUGUUACUUAUUCAAAUUGCAACUUGCUUAGUCCUUUACUAAUUUAAUGUUUAUUGCUUGUUUUAAUUCUUAAAAACUAGUCUGCAUAUUGUCAUCUCAUUUAUGUAGAGAUUUGAAGGAAAUAUAAUAUUUGUAUUUGUCCUUCAUGACCAGCAUCAUCAUAAAUUGUUAAUAUUAUUUACACACAAUUUCUAAAUGAAAUUUAAAUAUUUGCUUCAGAUCAGCGUAACAUUAUUACUAUUUUUAAUAUUGUUGUGAUUAAAUUUUAAAAAUAUGAACUUCAUGCUUCAUGAUAUUUAUUAUAAAAAAUUCGAUAUCAGUUGGUGUUAAAAUAUGUUUAUAAAAUUUAAGUGCAACAAUUUCUAUAUCUUGUAACAGGUUUUAUUUUAUAUACAAAAAGUCAUUGGCUAAUUAUAUUUGUAGCUUUAAUGUAUACAGUAAACUUUAUAUUUUUUAUUUUAUUUGCGAGGAUUCUAUAUUUUCUUUGUAUCCUCCCAAUGUGAAAAAUAUAUGUGCACAAAUAAUAAAAUGCAAAAUAUACUACAACGCAUAAUUAAUAUUUGUGAACAUAUUACUUUUAUUAAACAUUAUUGUCACGGAUUUGCUUUAUUUGAGCAGUGGUAGGGGUAAUAUACAGUCACCUGAAACUAGUACGUACCAUGUAACAUGUUCCUAAUUUGUUUUGUUAAAGUUCCAGCAUUGUGCGAAAAAUUUUAAUAUUAGCAAUUUAUAAGUUUGAACAAAAUUUUCCUCCUAAAUGUGGUAGAAAAAAUAUCGGCUUUAUGUCACUGAUGCUUUAAAAAAGUAGGAGGAUUCUGGGGUGAAUGUGACCACAUACAGAAAAAUACUGUUGACAUAUCAGUAUUUUUAUUUUUUUAUUUACAACUAUACAAUAUGUUAUUUUUUUGUUUGUGGACACAUAUAAAUAAUAACUUAAAACAGCAUAUUUUAAUAAAACGGUUGCAUAAUUGCAAUGCUGAAUAAUAUUUAAUUCAAAACAGACUAUAAUUUCAUUUUGAAAAAUUCUAGUAUCACCAAUUUCAUCAUGGUAGCUGUUUUAAGUUAUUAGGACAGUUAAUUUUAUUUAACAUGUAGGUAAAAUAAGGCUGACUAUGUAUAAGAAAUCUCAUCCUAUUUAUUUACAUGUAUUAAGUUCAAAAUUUGUUCAUGAUUGAAAUAAAUUUUAUUAAAAUUA